This is a messenger RNA of Misgurnus anguillicaudatus (oriental weatherfish), 2808 nucleotides long. The record is from RefSeq and is a predicted model, not a curated record. NCBI's taxonomy places the organism in Eukaryota, Metazoa, Chordata, Actinopteri, Cypriniformes, Cobitidae.
GAAGGGAAAACGUUUCUUCGUCUGUUCACUGGUGUUCCAGCUCACGUGAAAUGUGUUUCGUAGCGCAAAGUGGAUUAAACAUAUAAAACAUUCAUUCUUUAUAUAUGUCUGUAAGUAGUUAAAAAAGUUAGAAGUUAAAACUUAUUUCCUAGCUACUUCUUCCGGUUUCGUGUUUUAUAUUGGCGUCAGCAAAUAUUUACAGCCCUGCAGUUGUUUGUGCUACAAGAGACUUUACUACGUUACUUUUAGAACCCAGAGGUCAGGUUUUUAACUAAUAGCUGGAAGUUUGUCAAAUAAUCCAAUGAUUUAUUAAAUCGAUUUUAUUUUAAGCCCAUCUCUUAUCUCAAAUAUAUAUUAAUCCUGAGAUGAUAAACGCAUUUAUUAGCAGUUUUGUAAAUAUGUUGUGUGACAAACACUGAACAUGGAUAGAGAUUUACUUAGACAGUGCGUUUCGUAUCAUGGCCAAAAUCUGCUGUCACUUUUAAAAUGUGAGCAGAGUGAAAAUCCAGACUUUAAACAUGUGACUGCAGAUCUCGCCAAAGCUCUAAACCAAAGCACGGAUAAAGAAGAUGAGAGUCCUGUUCUUGAACAGUUUAUAGCGAGGAAAGCAGAUCUUCUGUUUGCAUCAUCAUGGAAAUCCUCUAAACCAGCUGAGGAAUGGCAGGAGGAAUCAGGAGAGGCGUACGCUAUUAUGCCUCCAUUGGAGCAGUUCAUGGAGGUAUCAUAUGAGGAGAGGAGGGAGAUCUUCUACAGGGAUGUGGAGCGUGGAGACAUUGUUAUCGGAAGAAUCAAUUCAGUGCGAGACUUCGGUUUAUUCAUAACUCUACUUUGUACUGCUGGUGAACUGGAAAGGGAUAUUGAAGAUCUUGAGAUAAAGGCCCUCUGUCCAUUACGAGAUGUGCCAUCAACUGGAAACCAUGAUGAUCCUCUGUCUUACUACCAAAUUGGGGAUUUGAUUAGAGCUGGUGUAAAGGAUAUUGACCGCUAUCAUGAGAAGUUGACUCUCUCACUGUUCUCAUCCUCACUGGCUCCACACUUGGAAAAAGUGAAACUGGGUGUCAUAAGCAAAGAAGAUCUGCCUCUUCAUUACACUCGGGGUGAAAUGGUGCCCACGGAUAGCAAUGAGACUUAUGAGAAGCUUUUGGGACGAUCGCUCGGUUUUUCCAACCCUUUAAAUGUGGACUAUCUUUUGGGAAAGCUUGGAAUAGAUGAUACACAAACUCUUUCAUUAAUGAGGGGCUUACAAAGCAAACGCUUUAAGGAAGAUGAUUUUGCAACUGUUAUAAGGAAGAAGCAGUCUGUAUCCUGGGCCCUAAAAUGUGUAAAAUCUGGUGUCGAGCAUUUCAAAUCUGGUCGGUAUGUGGACGCAAUGAAUGAGUACAACAAAGCCUUAGAGAUUGACACUAAUAAUGUUGAGGCUCUUGUUGCACGUGGAGCACUAUAUGCAACCAAAGGAAGUUUGGUGAAAGCGAUUGAUGACUUUGACUUAGCUUUGGAAAACUGCCCGACGCACAGAAAUGCUAAGAAGUACCUCUGCCAGACACUAGUGGAGCGAGGCGGACAAGUUGAGGAGGAAGAAAAGUUGGUCACUGCUGAGGGUCUUUACAAGAGAGCCAUAGCAUUAGAUAACACAUUUCAAGAGGCAACAGAGGCUUUGGAGAAACUUCAGAUUAGGAUCCAGAAAUCACUGAAAUUGAAAGAACUGGAAGCUGCCAAAGAGCAGGAAAAUGCUAAGACCGUGGAGACGAGUGCAGAAAAAUUGCGUAAGAUCCUAAAAGAGGAGAAAAGAAUGAAGAGGAAAAGAAAAAGAUCAAGCUCCUCCUCUACAUCCUCAAGCUCAUCUUCGACCUCUGAGGAAGAGUCUCCCUCCACCCGACACAAGAAAUCAAAGAAACGAAAGCGCAAACGCAGGCAUUCAUCUCGCAGCAGUAAGAAACACAAGCGGAGAGUGUCGUCUUGUAGUGAUAAAACCGCAGAGGAUGAGUGGUUUCCUGCACCUGCUAACACCUCAGCUUCAUUUAUCAACCAGAAAUCCAUUACUAAUCUCAUCAGGGAAGGCGAACAGCCUUUUUCCAAAGGCCAGAAUGAGGACAGCGGAGGUAGGUUAGAGGGCAGCGCUACUGCUGGAAGCUCAGAUAGACUCAGCUGUCCCGGUUUAAACGGUGAGGUUAGAGAGCGGCACGUGGCCCGCAAGAUAUCGGAGGAAAGAUGGGAAUGUUCGAGCACCUCGAAACAAGCUGGAAACAGGAGGGAUUCCUCAUCUUCAUCUCGCUCAGAGCAUUCACACAGAUCUGAUAGGCAGUCAAAGGAAUUUUCCUCACAAGACAGGAGGUACAGUGAAUCGGAUAGAGGCAGGCUAGAGAGGAUAGAUAAAGAUGUGACAAAUAACCGAGAUAUCGUUGGCGGUAGGAAGAGUGAAGCCCAAAAUAAGUGUCUUCCUUCAAAUUUGUUAGAUAUUUUCAGUAAAAUCGCUGAAUUUGAGAGGGAAAAAAAGCAGAAAAAAUAAGAGUGUCUCUUUAGCAUUCAGUUAUGGGAAGAAGACUAAAAUACUAUUAGUAUUAAUAGUGUAUUUAAGCCACAAGUAAAGUGAUUUAAAAACUGUUUCAGUUUUUCCAAGUUAUUUUUUUAUAGUUUCUUGUAAGAUUUUGCUUUAUUUUUGUUAGCUUUGGGUAAAAGGAACAUUUCCUCUCAAAACUGCAACAAAACCAUGAGAAUCAGUUAUAUUCUGUGAUUGUAAUGAUUCCACAGUGUUAUCAAUUGCUUUCAUUGUCAUGUUGAUCUCCAAAUAAACAAAUGUAAUGCAUGUGA